Gavialis gangeticus (Gharial) is the source of this 3467-nucleotide messenger RNA. RefSeq names its product zinc finger SWIM-type containing 6 (gene ZSWIM6). Gene Ontology annotation, cellular component: Cul2-RING ubiquitin ligase complex. NCBI's taxonomy places the organism in Eukaryota, Metazoa, Chordata, Crocodylia, Gavialidae. Gene Ontology annotation, molecular function: zinc ion binding. Bases 506 to 3442 code for a protein of 978 amino acids. The transcript has 14 exons. The record is from RefSeq and is a predicted model, not a curated record.
CCUAGGGGUUGCUUUGGCAUGAGUCCAUAGCAGGGCUUGAAGUCUCACCCCUAGACCUGUAGUGAGAGGCCAUAAUUGCUCUACCUCUGUGUCCCCAUGUCAUUAUAUAGUCCAGUAGUGUUCUUUAAGAAAACUUUAGAGUCAGAUUUACUCCCAGCAUAAGGGUGCAGAGUACAGUUAAGCACAGGGGGAAUUUGGCUUGUUGCACUAAACCCCUGGUUUCAUACAUAUACUUUAGAUCAACUUUUUAAAAUUAUAACCUGAAAGUAAAGUGUAAACAGGAAAAACUUGUAUUCGUAAGGGGAAGAUAAAUCUGGGUUUACUGCUGACUCAGAAGUCCAGCCUUUUGUUAUGAGAUACUGAUGCAUCAGGAAAGGGGCAGUCUUACUGAAGUACUUAAUUUUUUUUUUCCUUGCUUGUAUGUUAGUUAUCUUCCCCUGCCUCUUUCCACAGUCAUGUGUUGGAGGCAAGUUUCCACUUGAGUGGCACAGUGACAGAACCUGCAAUGCAAUCGGAGCCAGAAACUGUUUGCAAUGUAGCUAUCAGCUUUGAUCGUUGCAAGAUUACCUCAGUGACCUGUAGCUGUGGAAACAAGGACAUAUUUUACUGUGCCCACGUUGUGGCACUCUCUUUAUAUCGGAUCCGCAAGCCAGAUCAGGUCAAACUGCAUCUUCCCAUUUCAGAGACACUCUUUCAAAUGAACAGAGACCAACUACAAAAGUUUGUACAGUAUUUGAUCACAGUGCACCAUACAGAAGUUUUGCCAACUGCUCAGAAAUUAGCAGAUGAAAUUCUUUCUCAGAAUUCAGAAAUCAAUCAAGUUCAUGGUGCUCCAGACCCAACAGCAGGUGCUAGCAUAGAUGAUGAAAACUGCUGGCACUUGGAUGAAGAACAGGUCCAGGAACAGGUUAAACUCUUCCUUUCCCAGGGUGGAUACCAUGGAUCAGGGAAGCAGCUCAAUUUGCUUUUUGCAAAGGUGCGAGAGAUGUUAAAGAUGAGAGACUCUAAUGGAGCUCGCAUGUUGACGCUGAUAACAGAACAGUUCAUGGCUGACCCUCGGCUGUCACUUUGGAGGCAACAAGGAACUGCAAUGACUGACAAGUAUCGGCAGCUCUGGGAUGAAUUGGGUGCUCUGUGGAUGUGUAUAGUCUUAAAUCCCCAUUGCAAGUUGGAGCAGAAGGCCAGUUGGCUAAAGCAGCUGAAAAAAUGGAACAGUGUGGAUGUUUGUCCCUGGGAAGAUGGAAACCAUGGAAACGAGCUGCCCAACUUAACCAAUGCUUUGCCUCAGGGUGCAAAUGCUAACCAAGAUUCAUCGACCAGGCCUCAUCGGACGGUGUUCACUCGAGCCAUUGAGGCAUGCGAUCUCCACUGGCAGGACAGCCACUUACAGCACAUUAUUAGCAGUGACCUAUACACCAACUACUGUUACCAUGACGACACUGAAAACUCGCUCUUUGACUCUCACGGGUGGCCCCUCUGGCAUGAACAUGUUCCUACAGCCUGUGCAAGGGUGGACGCAUUACGGUCUCACGGAUACCCAAGAGAAGCCCUGAGGCUAGCCAUAGCUAUUGUUAAUACGCUAAGAAGACAGCAGCAGAAACAGCUGGAAAUGUUCCGGGCUCAGAAGAAAGAACUUCUCCACAAAGGAGUAACCUCAAUAACUAAUCUUGAAGGUUGGGUUGGGCACCCUUUGGAUCCUAUUGGCACCCUCUUCAGUAGCCUUAUGGAAGCAUGCAGAGUGGAUGAUGAAGGCUACUAUGGGUUCUCAGACUUCCCAGAGAACAUGGGACAAUUCAAAUCUCUGGAGUAUCAGCACCUGCCUGCACACAAAUUCUUAGAAGAAGGGGAAUCUUACCUAACGCUGGCUGUGGAAGUAGCGUUGAUAGGGCUGGGGCAACAGCGAAUAAUGCCAGAUGGCUUGUAUGCACAAGAGAAGGUUUGUCGAAAUGAGGAGCAGCUCAUUUCUAAGCUACAGGAAAUUGAAUUGGAUGAUACACUGGUGAAGAUUUUUCGAAAGCAAGCAGUCUUCCUAUUAGAAGCUGGACCAUAUAGUGGUUUAGGUGAAAUCAUCCAUCGAGAGAGCGUUCCAAUGCACACAUUUGCCAAGUAUCUCUUCACCUCUCUCCUACCUCAUGAUGCUGAAUUGGCAUACAAAACUGCACUGAGAGCCAUGCGGUUGCUAGUAUUGGAAUCUACAGCUCCAUCAGGAGAUAUGUCCCGCCCACACCACAUUGCAUCAGUUGUUCCAAAUCGUUAUCCCCGUUGGUUCACCCUCAGUCACAUUGAGUCCCAACAGUGUGAGUUGGCAUCAACUAUGCUAACAGCAGCCAAAGGUGAUGUUCGGAGGUUGGAAACAGUGUUAGAAUCCAUCCAGAAAAACAUUCACUCCUCAUCGCACAUCUUCAAGCUUGCCCAAGAUGCAUUUAAAAUUGCAACACUCAUGGACAGUUUGCCAGACAUCACUCUUCUGAAAGUUUCUCUGGAAUUGGGCCUUCAGGUGAUGCGAAUGACACUGUCAACAUUGAAUUGGCGACGGCGAGAGAUGGUGAGGUGGCUGGUAACAUGUGCAACAGAAGUAGGUGUUUAUGCACUGGAUAGCAUCAUGCAGAGCUGGUUUACACUUUUCACUCCAACAGAAGCCACUAGUAUUGUUGCUACAACAGUGAUGUCCAACAGCACCAUUGUCCGUCUGCAUCUGGACUGCCAUCAGCAGGAGAAGUUGGCUGGCAGUGCUAGGACGCUUGCUCUACAGUGUGCCAUGAAGGAUCCUCAAAAUUGUGCCCUCUCUGCACUGACCUUAUGUGAAAAGGAUCACAUAGCUUUUGAGACCGCUUACCAAAUUGUUCUAGAUGCUGCUACAACUGGCAUGAGCUAUACGCAGCUUUUUACUAUCGCACGAUACAUGGAACAUCGUGGUUACCCUAUGCGGGCCUACAAGUUGGCCACUUUGGCCAUGGCGCAUCUCAACCUGAGUUACAAUCAGGAUACACACCCUGCCAUUAAUGACGUUUUGUGGGCAUGUGCGCUCAGCCACUCCCUUGGGAAAAAUGAGCUAGCAGCUAUAAUACCUCUGGUGGUCAAAAGUGUCAAAUGUGCAACAGUACUGUCAGACAUUUUGCGUAGGUGUACUUUGACCACUCCUGGCAUGGUGGGACUUCAUGGAAGGAGGAACUCUGGUAAGCUCAUGUCACUGGACAAAGCCCCUUUAAGGCAACUCCUGGAUGCCACGAUUGGAGCCUACAUUAAUACAACACAUUCACGACUCACACACAUCAGCCCUCGACACUAUAGUGAGUUUAUAGAGUUCCUUAGUAAGGCCCGAGAGACCUUCUUAAUGGCUCAUGAUGGACACAUUCAGUUUACACAAUUUAUUGACAACCUAAAACAAAUCUACAAAGGCAAAAAGAAACUGAUGAUGUUGGUUCGGGAGCGGUUUGGUUGACAAAAAUGUGUGAAUGGGAGGUUCG